Molecule: messenger RNA, 1533 nt
Organism: Opisthocomus hoazin
Lineage: Eukaryota; Metazoa; Chordata; Aves; Opisthocomiformes; Opisthocomidae
Source: RefSeq, a predicted model, not a curated record
AUGGUUCGUGUAGGGGACCAUAAAUUCAGCGCUCACCGGAUCGUGCUGGCGGCUUCCAUCCCGUACUUCCACGCCAUGUUCACCAACGACAUGAUGGAGUGCAAGCAGGAUGAGAUCGUCAUGCAGGGGAUGGAUCCCAGUGCACUUGAGGCUCUGAUCAACUUUGCCUACAACGGUCACCUGGCCAUCGAUCAGCAGAACGUCCAGUCUCUGCUGAUGGGGGCAAGUUUCCUUCAGCUGCAGAACAUCAAAGACGCUUGCUGCACUUUCCUCAGAGAGAGGCUUCACCCGAAAAACUGCCUGGGGGUGCGGCAGUUUGCGGAGACGAUGAUGUGCGCGGUGCUCUACGACGCGGCCAACAGCUUCAUUCAUCAGCACUUCGUGGAGGUGUCCAUGUCCGAAGAGUUCCUGGCGCUGCCGUUCGAAGACGUCCUGGAGCUCGUUUCUAGGGAUGAGCUCAACGUGAAGUCUGAAGAGCAGGUGUUUGAAGCUGCGUUAGCCUGGAUACGAUACGACCGAGACCAGAGAGAGUCGUUCCUACCCGAGCUCCUGUCCAAAAUCCGCCUUCCUCUUUGUCGGCCUCAGUUUCUCACUGACCGCGUGCAACAAGAUGACCUGGUCCGCUGCUGCCACAAAUGCAGGGAUCUAGUUGACGAGGCAAAAGAUUAUCACCUCAUGCCAGAGCGCCGGCCGCACCUCCCGGCGUUCAAGACCCGUCCUCGGUGCUGUACGUCGAUCGCGGGGUUGAUUUACGCCGUUGGAGGACUCAACUCGGCAGGUGACUCGCUGAACGUGGUGGAAGUCUUCGAUCCCAUUGCCAACCGCUGGGAGAAGUGCCAGCCGAUGACGACGGCCCGGAGCCGAGUCGGGGGGGCGGGGGUGAACGGGCUGCUCGUCGGCGGCUACGACGGUCAGCUGAGGCUGAGCACUGUGGAGGUUUACAACCCGGAGAUGGAUUCCUGGUCCAAAGUGGAAAGCAUGAACAGCAAGAGAAGUGCCAUGGGAACGGUGGUGCUGGACGGCCAGAUCUACGUCUGUGGUGGAUACGAUGGAAACUCAUCCCUCAACUCCGUGGAGUCCUAUUCUCCAGAAACAAACAAGUGGACGGUGGUGACCCCCAUGAGCUCCAACCGCAGCGCCGCCGGAGUCACCGUCUUCGAGGGCCGGAUCUACGUGUCGGGAGGGCACGACGGGCUGCAGAUCUUCAACAGCGUGAGUCCGUGGACGGUGGUGACCCCCAUGAGCUCCAACCGCAGCGCCGCCGGAGUCACCGUCUUCGAGGGCCGGAUCUACGUGUCGGGAGGGCACGACGGGCUGCAGAUCUUCAACAGCGAAAACGCCGGCGACCCCGACGCCUUCCCCCGCCGCGCCGCGGGCCCGGUGUUUAUCCUGGAGGAGAAGCUGGACAAGUUGGUUGGCGAUGGCCACCGCGGUCCCACCGGUGUUGGCGAUGGGCGCCGUGGUCCCAUCGGUGUUGGCGAUGGGCGCCGUGGUCCCACCGGCGUCAGCAAUGGGUGCUGUGGACCCAGCGGG